This is a messenger RNA of Daldinia childiae, 7515 nucleotides long. RefSeq names its product Lovastatin diketide synthase LovF. The record is from RefSeq and is a predicted model, not a curated record. Gene Ontology annotation, molecular function: fatty acid synthase activity; phosphopantetheine binding; oxidoreductase activity. Gene Ontology annotation, biological process: secondary metabolite biosynthetic process; fatty acid biosynthetic process. The transcript has 4 exons. NCBI's taxonomy places the organism in Eukaryota, Fungi, Ascomycota, Sordariomycetes, Xylariales, Hypoxylaceae. Bases 1 to 7515 code for a protein of 2504 amino acids.
AUGGCUCCAUAUCUGAACCCGUCUGGGUCUACUUCCCCAGAAUCAGACUCAUCCCACGCCAGCUAUCAUGGCCCAACCGAAAAUGGAGUACCAAUUGCGAUAUGUGGCAUGGCUCUUCGCCUUCCAGGAGGUAUCUCCACGCCGAAUGAGUUCUGGGACUUCCUAGUUAAGAAACAGGAUGCACGGGGUCUUAUCCCUGAGUCGAGAUACAAUUCUUCUAGCUUUUACUCCAAGUCUCGCAAGCCUGGUCAUAUUAAUACUCAAUAUGGAUACUUCCUUGAUGAAUCUGUGGAUAUCGGUGCCCUUGAUACGAGCUUUUUCAGCAUGCCCAAGAUCGAGGUAGAACGAGCAGAUCCGCAGCAACGACUUUUGUUAGAGCUUACUAGGGAAUGCCUCGAAAGCGCUGGAGAAGUCGACUACCGCGGCAAGACUGUUGGGACCUUCGUUGGAUCGUUCGGUGAGGACUGGCUAGAAUUAUUUGUCAAAGAUCCCCAGCUAUAUGGUACCUAUAAGAUUACCGGCUAUGGAGACUUUGUGCUCUCCAACAGAAUCUCCUACGAAUAUGAUUUCAAAGGACCCAGUAUGGUCAUCCGCACUGGUUGCUCUUCAGCUAUGAUCGGCCUUCACGAAGCGUGUAUGUCGAUUCGGUAUGGCGAAUGCAACUCCGCCAUUGUAGCUGGUACCAAUCUAAUUAUGGCUCCGGGACUCACUGUCUGUAUGUUCGAGCAAGGAGUAUUAUCUCCGAAUGGCUCAAGCAGAACAUUUGAUGCCGAUGCUGAUGGAUAUGCACGUGGAGAAGCUAUCAACAUGGUCUACAUCAAGAGGCUUGACCAUGCAAUCCGUGACGGCAACCCUAUCCGUGCUGUGAUUAGAGGUACAUCUAAUAACGCUGAUGGUAAGACACUCGGUCUCAGCGUUCCAAGUUCCCAAUGCCACGAGGCGAUGAUUCGCAGAGCAUACCAUGUAGCCGGGAUUUCAGAUAUCGCAAAAACCCCUUACGUUGAGUGCCAUGGUACCGGAACCGCAGCGGGCGACCCAAUCGAAGUCGCCGCUGUGGCUAAUGUUUUCGGUGAUACCGGGGUAUACAUUGGUUCCGUAAAGCCAAACGUCGGUCAUUCAGAAGGAGCAUCUGGAAUUACGUCGCUUAUCAAGGCAAUUCUAGCACUAGAGAAUCAGACCAUCCCUCCCAAUAUCAAAUUCAGCAAGCCUAACCCUAAGAUUCCAUUUGAGGAAAAGAAGCUUAGAGUACCUGUAGAACCUACCCCCUGGCCAGAAGAUAGAUACGAACGUGCUUCGGUCAAUUCUUUUGGCAUAGGUGGCGCCAACGCUCACGUUGUCAUCGAAUCGGCAAGAAUGUACUUCGGGAAUACUCAAACGUUGAACCAGAGAUUGUCACCUAUAAAGAGUCAAUUGCUGUUAUUUUCAGCCAACACUUCAGACUCGUUAAGACGGCAGGUGGUCCAGAAUCAGAAAUAUAUCGAAGAGUUCCCCGAGGCGGCAAAUGAUAUGGCUUAUACUCUUGGUGUAAGGCGUACACACUUACCGCACCGAGCAUUUUCGAUUGUAGACAAAGGUACCAUAACCAGUACGGCGCCUCUUAGCAAGGCACCUCAAUCACCUCCUGAUCUCAUUAUGGUCUUUACCGGCCAGAGCGCACAGUGGCCUCAGAUGGGUCUCGAGCUUCUCCAAUCAAACCUCACUUUCAAGAAGUCGGUUUACUACAUGGAGAAUAUCCUUAAAAACCUUCCUGACCCUCCUACUUGGUCUCUAGUUGAUGAAUUGACUAAGCCGGCCGAGACAAGUAAGCUGGAUAAAGCAUAUCUUUCUCAGCCUCUAUGUACUGCGGUGCAGAUUGCCCUAGUCGACGCAUUGUCUGAGUUUGAUAUCAAACCGUUUGGAGUGGUUGGCCACUCGUCCGGCGAGAUAGCAGCUGCGUAUGCUGCUAAGAAAAUUACUGCUGAAGAAGCUAUCAUUGCCGCGUACGAUCGUGGUGUCGUAUCCGACAAGGUGAAAAGGCCAGGGGCCAUGGCCGCCAUUGGCCUAGGUCGGGAAGAAACGACACAGUUCCUAGUGCCAGGCGUCAUUAUCGCUUGUGAGAACUCGCCUUCAAGCGUUACCAUAUCUGGCGAUAAAGAAUCAGUAAAUGACGUUUUGGAGGCGAUACAUUCAGAGAAGCCUGAGACCUUCGCUCGUGCUCUAAAGGUUGAAAAGGCGUACCACUCCCAUCAUAUGAGGGAGGUUGGUGAGACGUACAAUAGCCUCGUCUCUCACCAUGUUGGAAGUAAAUCGAAACAUGCAGUUUCUAAGAAUAUCGCGUAUAAACCUAUCUUUUUCUCUACCGUAACAGGAAAGAGACUCCUCGAUACCGAUGUCACAAAUUCCAGAUAUUGGCAAUUGAAUCUCGAGUCUCCUGUACUUUUCAACACAGGAGUUUCCAAUUUAGUCAGUUACCAUAAUGCUAAUAGUAAGGCGAGCCUCGUGUUUUUAGAAAUCGGGCCUCAUUCAGCAUUGGGUGGACCACUCCGUCAAAUUCUUGCAAAGUCGUCCGCCAGCUACCCAUACGUAUCAUGUCUCGUCCGUGGUAAAAAUGGAAGCGAGACGUUCCUUUCGGCUGUCGGCCAGCUUUGGAUUCAAAAUCUACAUAUCAAUCUGAACCGCCUGACCAAUCCGGACGGCACCGCUCGCGUUGUCCCGGAUUUACCCACCUACCCUUGGCAACACAGCGACUCUUUCAUGUUGGAGAACCGUAUCGCUAAAGAAUGGCGAUUCCGCAAGUUCCCCAAACAUGAGCUGUUAGGUAUUCGCGUUACAGAAAGCACAGAUGGUGAACCUGUCUUCCGGAACGUCCUGUCGCUUGCUCAUAUUCCGUGGAUACAGGACCACAAUAUCAAAGGGGAUGUAAUCUUUCCAUGCGCAGGAUACGUAGGUAUGGUAGGUGAAGCGGCUCGUCAAUUAUGCGAGGGUCUGUAUACAGGCUUUGCUUUACGCCAAGUCGUCAUUGAUGCUGCCAUGGUCCUGACGGAGUCCAAAUCAACCGAGAUCAUUACCAGUGUACGUCGAGCACCGCUUACAGAUACUCUGGACAGCGCAUGGUGGGAUUUUAUCGUUAGAUCGUACAAUGGGACAUCAUGGACGAAGCAUUGCUCUGGCCAAUUUUCUGCCCUAGCCAACCCACCAUUAAACGAUAGAGCAGAAGACGCAUCUAAACUUCCUCGUCUGGUCGAGCCCGCGAAGUGGUAUCAAGCUCUUAGAAAUGUCGGGGCGAAUUACGGGAAGGAUUUCCAAGGCUUGUCUGAUUUAUCGUGCUCAACAACGCAACACCUCUCUAAGGGGAGGGCGAUACACACGGUAGAUGCGGAUGAUAACAUCUAUUGCGUACACCCUACCAAGGUUGACUUCUUCCUCCAACUAUUCAGUGUUGCUGCAACCAACGGCCUAACACACAAGCUGGAUAAGAUGAACGUUCCAACAUUUAUAGAGUAUAUGGAGACCUACAAAUGCGAUUCGGAAAUCGAUAUUGCCAUAAGAGCAAUUCAGACUCGGCGCGGUAUCUUGUGCGGCGGGGGCGAGGGAUUCGACGUCGAGGGGAAAAUGGCGCUCAAGAUGAAAGGUGUGAAACUAAGUCCUAUUGAAGGCGAUGCCGCGACCGAGAAUCCUGAUCCUCAUGCUGGUGCCAGGGUGUUCUGGCGACCGGAUAUCGACUUUGUCGAUGCUACAUCAUUGAUCAUCCCGCACAAAGAACAGGAGCGGUAUAUGUCUAUAUGCGAAGAAUUGCAUCGGGUCUGUGUUCGCGAGGCUCUUCUUCGUCUUCGAGGCCUUCGAACAGAUAUCCCCCAUCUCCAUAAGUUCAAAUCAUGGUUAGAGAAGCAACCCAAGCCGAAGUCUGAGAGUUCAUUUGAAGUCCUCGCCAACAUCCUAUCUCCGACCACGAUGAACCCCCUAGUAGUUGCAUUUACCAAGAUUCUGGAUAGCAUAGUCCCCAUGUUUAAGGGUGAAGUCGAUCCGGUCGCGGUUCUAAUGGAGGACAAUGCCCUGACGAAUAUUUACACUUAUCUCGACCUCUGCAAUCGUAAAGAAUUGUUCCAGACCCUAGGCCACGCGAAACCAAACCUUCGUAUUCUCGAGGUUGGAGCCGGUACAGGUGGUCUUACGAACACUAUCCUCAAGAACCUCGUAAACUCAGAGAACGGCUCUCUUAUGUAUUCCGAAUAUACCUACACCGAUAUAUCACCCGCAUUCUUUAGCGCCGCUAAAACGCGUUUCGAAGAAUACCCCAACAUGAGCUUCCAGGCGCUGGAUAUCACCAAGGACCCACUCGCUCAGGGGUUUGAAGGAGGUUCAUACGACCUCAUCGUUGCCGCAAAUAUUUUGCACGCCACCCCUAGUCUUCAAGAAUCACUUAGCAACGUACGCAAACUUCUCCAUACUGAGGGUCGUUUAUAUAUGGAAGAAUUGUGCUCCGAUAGUAAAGCUAUUAACUUUAUCAUGGGCAUCUUCCCAGGAUGGUGGCUAGGUGCAGACGAUAACCGAGUGGACGAACCUUAUGUUCCUCCUGAGAGGUGGGACGAGUACUUACGACAGGCUGGUUUCGCUGGCUUAGAACAUGUAGCUCUCGAUUGUCCUCGACCCACACAAUUCGAUGCUAUCAUGACAGCUAAGCCAGCAGUUGAGAUUCAACGGCUCCGUACCACGACUGUCAUUUACGGUGACGAUACUUUAAGUAUCGCAAUACAACUUAAGGAAAAGCUAGAAUCGGAGAGUUAUACGGUUGGAUUGCACCAUUGGGCUGAGCCAGGUCUUCCCACAGAUAAGGACAUGGUUGCAGUAGUCGAUCUUAAUAAGCCUGUAUUUGAAGAUAUUGGUCGGGAUGGUUUCGCCGCCUUCCGCAAGUUCGUGUCCGAGGUAUCAGAGUCCGGUGCUGGCCUCCUCUGGCUUACCCGAGCCUCUCAGGUCAGGGCUCAGGACCCUCGUUGGGCACAAAUCAUCGGCGCUAUGAGGACGAUUCGUGGUGAGCUAAGUGCUGACCUCGCCACAUGCGAGAUGGAUCAGGUCAAUACCGCAAAUUUAUCCGCGGCGUUGAAAAUAUUCCAGAAAUUCCAUAAUCGAAAACAGGACGAAAAUUUACAUCCCGAGUAUGAAUAUGCCAUUGUGGACGGGGUUGUACAUAUACCCAGGAUAUAUCCUAUCACAGUUAACGAUGAGCUGCGCGAACCACAGCUAGAUGAGGCGUCUGACGUAGGAUAUGACCUUAGAAUCGGAAAGUACGGGCGGCUUAAUACAUUGGCAUGGACAGCGAUCCCAGUGAAACCAUUAGUUGGGGACGAAAUUCUAGUUGAGACAAAAGCCUUCGGGAUGAACUUCAAGGAUGUCCUAGUCGCCAUGGGCAUCGUAGAGAAUAGACUCAUGACAACGCUCGGCAUUGAAGCAUGCGGUGUUAUCAGCAAAGUUGGACCAGACGUAAAAGAUCUUCGUCCAGGCGACAGAGUGUUCUUAUUUGGCGAAGGUUGCUUCUCAACCCAACUGGUCCUACCGCAGAAGGUAUGUGCCAAGAUUCCCGAUUCCCUCAGCUUCGACGAUGCUGCAACCAUGCCCUGCGUCUUUGCCACCGUCAUAUACGGGCUUCUCGACGUCGGCCAGCUACAAGAGAAGCAGACGCUGCUGAUCCACUCGGCUUGUGGUGGUGUCGGGCUCGCAGCCAUCCAAGUAGCCAAGAUGAUCGGUGCAGAUAUUUACUGUACCGUGGGCAACGAAGAGAAAGUCCAGUAUUUGAUGUCCACAUUCAUGAUUCCAAGAAGCCGCAUAUUCAACUCUCGCGAUAAGUCGUUCUUAGGGGAUAUCAUGGCAGCAACAAACGGCCGCGGAGUAGACGUGGUUCUUAAUUCAUUAUCGGGAGAACUUCUUCACACAUCCUGGGAAUGCGUGGCGGAAUUUGGAAAGAUGAUAGAAAUAGGGAAACGCGAUCUUAUCGGCAACGGGAAACUGGCCUUAAACAUUUUCGAGCUAAAUAGGAGCUAUCACGGCAUAGACUUGGGUCAUAUCAUGGAUGUGAGAGGAGAUCUUGGUAACAGCCUACUCAAAACAAUCGCCAAAUAUUAUGAGCAAGGUCAUAUUCAACCUAUUAGACCCGUUAAGAUCUUCACGGCCGACGCCAUCGGAGAUUGCUUCCGUUACAUGCAAAAGGGCCAGCAUAUCGGAAAGAUCACAAUCACGCUGGACUGUCCGGAAGCUAAAGCUUUGACUAAACGGCAGCCGACCCGGAAUAUCGAAUUCCAAAACGACGCCUCUUACCUGCUUGUCGGUGGCUUAGGUGGUCUUGGUCGUGCCGUAUCUAAUUGGAUGGUUGAACACGGCGCUCGCCAUCUUAUAUUCCUCUCACGUCGCGCUGGCGAGACUGCUGAGGAUCAGGCCUUCUUCAAGGAACUGAAAAGCCAGGGGUGUAAGGCCACUGCCGUGAAGGGCAGUGUCGCUUCACUUUCCGAUGUAGAGCGGGCUGUGACAGUUGGUGGCAUCACUCUCAAGGGAAUAUUGAACGUCUCCAUGGUCUUACGGGACCAGAGCUUCAUUAAUAUGACGUACGAAGACUGGACACAAUGCGCGGACCCUAAAGUACUGGGGACGUGGAACCUACAUAAUGCAACCGUCGGGCGCGGCCUUAAUCUUGACUUGUUUGUCCUCUUCGGUUCCAUUUCAGGGAUCGUAGGCCAGAGAGGUCAAGCCAAUUAUUCUGGCGCCAAUACGUUCCUCGAUAGCUUUGUGCAGUACCGUCAUAGCCUCGGUCUCAAUGCAUCUGCAGUCGAUAUUGGUGUUAUGCUUGACCAUGGCUAUGUCGCCGAUAACCCUGUGGUUCGUGAGCGCCUCCUAUCGCAAGGUAUAUUCGGCAUUCGCAUCGCCGAAAUGCUUGACGCUAUUACCGCUGUUAUCGUAGCUCCACGCCCAGCCAUCCAGGAUGCUAAAAGUGGACGCUCUAAGCCGUUUGUCAGCCGCAGUGAACUGCUCAUAGGUAUGCGUAGCACUACAUCUCUCACUGAUGUAUCCAACCGUGUGCCUUGGAAAGGCGACCGCCGCGUGGGUGUAUAUCUAAACAGCAGUUCCGGUUCUUUGUCGUCAAGCUCUGCCGUAACAUCAAGCGAGCUAUUAUCAUUCGUAUCAUCAGCCAUCGGUAACCCAGCAGUUCUUUCCACUCCAGAUGCGGUUAUCUUCGUCGCGAUUCAAAUUUCGAAGCAGCUACUUAGUUUACUUAUGAAGCCCGUAGAAAGUGAUACCGAGAUUGAUAUCAACAGGACUCUGCAGGAAAUGGAAUUUGACAGCCUCGUAGCAGUGGAGAUGAGGAGCUGGUGGAAAUCGACUUUCGGCUUCGAUAUUAGCGUUUUGGAGAUGCUCGGAGCGGGGAGCAUGAAGGCACUGGGCGAGAAAGCGGUAGAAGGUUUAAAGGAGAGAUUCGGCGCGUCCGGGAAUGAAGACGAUGGCGCGGUGAAGUAUACGCACGAAGAGGUGAUUCUGACAAAGAUGCCAUGA